AUCUGCAAAACGAAGUCGUUUCGCUACUGUUAAGAUUCUCCCCCGUCAUAUAAACCCUAAGUUAAAUCUUCUUCUCUCGCGCCUCGACUCUACCCAUAACUCCGGCAUCAACACCGUCGCAGCUUCCGGCAUCAACACCGUCGCAGCUUCCGGCAUCAACACCAUCGCAGCUUCCGGCAUCAACACCGUCGCAGCUUCCGGCAUCAACACCGUCGCAGCUUCCGGCAUCGCCACCUGAAUUCCAUCACAACUCACACACCUUCAACAACCUCCUCCUCCGCAUUCUCAUUUUCAACCAUAUAAACACAGAAGAAGUAGAAGAAGAAAAAUGGAGGUUCCCGAGAAAAAUAACGAGAUUGACGCGACAACAGUUCCAUCGAAUGAAGAGAAGACGGAGUUGGAAUCGAAAUUGAAAUUGAAGAAGAAAUUGAAGAUGAAGAAGAAGCUGGAGAAGGAAACAGAGAAAGCUCAAAAGCGUGGUGUUUGCUAUUUGAGUCGCAUUCCCCCUCAUAUGGAUCAUGUUAAGCUUCGUCAAAUUCUAUCUCAAUUUGGGGAUAUUCAAAGGAUUUUUCUCGCUCCUCAAGAGUCUUCUGCCAGAGUGCAAUUUAAGAGGGCACGUGCAUCUCAAAACCAAGCUUAUUCAGAAGGAUGGGUUGAAUUCGCCAAUAAAUUUGUUGCCAAGAGGGUUGCCAAUAAUUUAAAUGGUGAACAGAUAGGGGGAAGGAAGAGGUCAUCUUUCUACUAUGACCUUUGGAAUAUUAAGUACUUAAGCAAGUUCAAGUGGGAUGAUCUAACUGAAGAAUUAGCCUUCAAGAGAGCUACUCGGGAGCAAAAAGUGGCAUUGGAACUUUCUGCUGCCAAGAAAGAGAGGGAUUUCUAUAUGUCCAAAGUUGAUCAGUCACGUGCUUCGAAUGCUAUUGAGGAGAGGCUAAAGAAGAAGCAGAAGGUUCAACAAGACUCAGUACAAGUGGAAAAAGUGAUUCGGCAUUUCCCUCAAACAAAACCUAUUGCUGCUGAUGCUAAACAAAGUAAACCUGAACUGACAGAUGAUUUUCUAGAUGCAGUAUUUGGCGGCUCAUAAUGCUGUAUUGAUAUGCCUACAACAUAUGGGUGAUGCUACCUUGAUGUAUUUAUUCAUUUACAGUUUAUCUAGAAAAUAUUUUACUUUUUUAUUCAGGUUUUGAAACUGGAAAUCAAAGUAAUAUGUAUACAUAACAGGCAAUUUUGUCAACGUGAGUUGAAAAUUUUAAACUGGGCAAAACCUGGUUUUCCAUGCCUUGAUUUUGCCCCUGUUACAAAAUACUAUCAAGUUAUGAACUGUAAACCUUAAAAUCUUGUGGUCCACAGUACGGAUACUCUGGUUUAACUA
This is a messenger RNA of Lathyrus oleraceus (garden pea), 1369 nucleotides long. RefSeq names its product pre-rRNA-processing protein ESF2. Gene Ontology annotation, molecular function: RNA binding. The coding region runs from base 329 to 1081 and encodes 250 amino acids. Lineage: Eukaryota; Viridiplantae; Streptophyta; Magnoliopsida; Fabales; Fabaceae. The record is from RefSeq and is a predicted model, not a curated record. Gene Ontology annotation, cellular component: nucleolus. Gene Ontology annotation, biological process: endonucleolytic cleavage to generate mature 5'-end of SSU-rRNA from (SSU-rRNA, 5.8S rRNA, LSU-rRNA); endonucleolytic cleavage in ITS1 to separate SSU-rRNA from 5.8S rRNA and LSU-rRNA from tricistronic rRNA transcript (SSU-rRNA, 5.8S rRNA, LSU-rRNA); small-subunit processome assembly. The transcript is spliced from 7 exons.